This is a messenger RNA of Wyeomyia smithii (pitcher-plant mosquito), 2026 nucleotides long. Its product is annotated as zinc finger and BTB domain-containing protein 24-like. Gene Ontology annotation, biological process: regulation of transcription by RNA polymerase II. Gene Ontology annotation, cellular component: nucleus. The transcript is spliced from 3 exons. The record is from RefSeq and is a predicted model, not a curated record. Gene Ontology annotation, molecular function: zinc ion binding; RNA polymerase II cis-regulatory region sequence-specific DNA binding; DNA-binding transcription factor activity. Bases 152 to 1894 code for a protein of 580 amino acids. Lineage: Eukaryota; Metazoa; Arthropoda; Insecta; Diptera; Culicidae.
UCGCUGAGUAUCGCUGUACUUCAACUGUGCCCAACCCUGAACAGCUGUGACUGGGCUAAAUGGAAAUAAACAGUAAACAACAAUCUUGCAUUGAAAUCGGUUCUAGGUUUUAUUUUUUGCCUAUGGCGUAUUAUUGUAAUACCACAUCAACAUGGAUAGUUUAAAUCAGCCGAUGAACAUUGCCGAGUACAAUAAUCUCAUCACCAACAUAAUAGAAUCGGCUGUUGAUGAAUUGAUUCAGAAGCGCGAAUCGUCCGGGGUAACGCUUGGGUACGACAAUGGCAGCGGAAUAUCCGGUCAUGAGUUGUUACUCUUGAACAUUUGUCGCCUGUGUGCUAAGGAGGAACCUCGCCUGCUGGACCUGUCCGAACUUCAUCUAAUUCUGAUCGCUGAACUGUCGAUCAAUGGAAUCGAGAGCAGCGUUGGUUGUACGAAAAUCUGUCCCAGUUGUGCUGAGUUUCUUGGUCGCAUUCGAGAGUUCCGUUACCGUUGUGAGGAAGCUCAAAAACGAAUCGGUUUGCUGUUGACGGAGAGAAAUGUCAUUUCUGACUUUCUCAAUCUAAACUUUACCAAGCAGGAAGAACACUAUGAAGGUUUUAGUCCGCCCCCGGAUUCUCAAGCGGAAAAACCUGCUUCUGUCAUGGAUGCAUUCAAUGAUUUAGCCAGUAGUUCUUCUGAACAAUCAGAACCAGAAAUUCCACCCGUGCCGAAACCCGUAAGGAAGACCAAACGAGAGAAAAAGUCUAUUAAAAAGGGAGACUUAAAAACGCUGAACAAGCAGCCAGACUCACGACGGCGGGUUGUAAACGGAAAACUCCAAUGGGUCUGUCUGGAUUGUGAGGAAGUGUUCCAGAGUUGUACUAAGCUGAAGAAGCAUCGACAGACAUGUAAGCUUGUGGGCACAGAGAACUCAAAACGUUUAGGUUCCUUUACCUGUGAGAUUUGCGGUCAAACCUUGCCCUCGCUGAUGGGCUUGCGAGUACAUCUGCACAAACACAGUAAAGCCCGACUAGAGUCGGAUUCUAAAAGUAAGGAGGAACCAAAAUCUCCUCCACCAGUACCUAAAAAAGCGGUAUGUCAUGUAUGUGGAAAAGCCUUCAACGGUGCGAGUUCCCUUAGAUCGCACCUGGUGUUUCAUGACCAAGAAAAACGCAUGGAGUGUCCGGUUUGUAAAAAGAAGUUUUUUAAGUUGUAUCGUUUGAAGGAUCACAUGAAUUGUCAUACGAAUGUCCGUCGGUAUAGUUGCACGAUAUGUGGGAAAGCAUUUUUUACCAAAGGAAUUCUGUACAAACAUACACGUCUGCAUGAGCAAAAUUUCCGUAAACAUCAGUGCAGUAUAUGUCCCAUGCGUUUCCCCCAUCCUUACCAGCUCCGGUCGCACAUGAUGAUUCAUACGGCAGAGUAUCCACACGGUUGCAAACUCUGUCCCAGUAAAUUUCGAUUUUCGUGGGAUCUUAAAAAGCAUAUCGCUAAAUCUCAUCCUCCUUUACUGGAGGAGGAAUGCGGCACGCUACCGGAAGCCGCCUCAGCAUUGCCCCAACCCUUGGAGGAACUAAUUGCCGAACCUCUACUGCAACCGUCGUUGUUGGCUUUGGAACCACUGUCGCCACCACCCCACACGGACCCGACAGUAAUGAGCCUGAUGGAGGAGGAACAGCAACACGACGACCUAUCGGUAAUGCUAGCGGAUAUACCACCGCAUCAGCAAUCCGAACUCACCCCCUCGCUAGCGGCCGUGCAACCUGUACUAGCGGAGCAUCCAUUCGACACGGACAACUUGCUGGAUGAUGCCUCGCGGGAUUUUACAAGUGACUGCUUCCCGUCGGACCAUCACCUGAAUGGGGGCCACCAUGCGGGACCGGAUGACGAUUUUUAUUCCUUCAUGGAGUGUUGAAAAAAUAAAAUUUUAGCUCAAAAAAGCUGUUAUAAUUUCUUUAUAGAUUUUUGCUAACGUUUUUCGAUUCUAAAAAAUUAUUAAAUUAUGUUUCCGAGUUUUUAAGUAAAAUACUGGCUAGAAAAACAUAAA